Molecule: messenger RNA, 9264 nt
Organism: Lepidothrix coronata (blue-crowned manakin)
Lineage: Eukaryota; Metazoa; Chordata; Aves; Passeriformes; Pipridae
Gene: MTMR8
Product: myotubularin related protein 8
Exons: 14
Coding region: 46-1911 (621 amino acids)
Biological process (GO): dephosphorylation; negative regulation of autophagy
Cellular component (GO): nuclear envelope
Molecular function (GO): phosphatidylinositol-3,5-bisphosphate phosphatase activity
Source: RefSeq, a predicted model, not a curated record
UCAUGGCGGCGGCGCGGCCCGUCAGGCCGGCGGGGCCAGGCGGCCAUGGAGCACAUCAGCACCCCAAAGGUCGAGAAUGUGAAGUUGCUGGAUCGCUACGCGAACAGGAAGGUGGCCAAUGGGACAUUGUACCUGACAGCCACGCACCUGAUCUACGUGGAGGCUUCUGCUGAAGUCAGGAAGGAAACAUGGAUCCUGCAUCACCACAUUGCAAGUGUGGAGAAGCUGCCCCUGACCACAGCUGGGUACCCCCUGCUUAUCCACUGCAAGAACUUCCACGUGGCUCACUUUGUCCUGGGGCAGGAGCGGGACUGCCAUGACGUGUUCACCUCCCUGCUCAAGCUCUCACAGCCAGUGAAACCUGAAGAACUUUAUGCUUUCUCUUACAAUCCUAAAAUGUCUAAAGAGAACCGGGAAAUUGGGUGGAAACUAAUUGAUUUAAAACUGGAUUACCAGCGCAUGGGAAUUCCAAACGACUACUGGGAAAUAACGGAUGUUAACAAGGACUACGAGGUUUGCAGCACAUACCCUCCAGAAAUCGUGGUGCCUCGAGCUGCCUCCAAGGCAGUGGUGAUGGGAAGUUCAAAGUUCAGAAGCCGAGGGCGGAUUCCAGUGCUUUCUUACUUGUAUAAGGAAAACAAUGCUGCCCUGUGCCGCUGCAGUCAGCCCCUGGCCGGGUUCAGCGCACGCUGCCUGGAGGACGAGCAGAUGCUCCAGGCCAUCCGAGAGGCCAACCCCGGGAGCCCCUUCAUGUAUGUUGUAGACACAAGGCCAAAGUUGAAUGCCAUGGCCAACCGAGCUGCUGGGAAGGGCUAUGAGAACGAGGACAACUAUGAGAACAUCCGCUUCAAAUUCAUUGGCAUAGAGAAUAUUCAUGUGAUGAGGAGCAGCCUGCAGAAACUCCUGGAAGUGUGUGAAAUGAAAUCCCCCUCCAUGAGCGACUUCCUCACUGGGCUGGAGAACUCGGGUUGGUUACGGCACAUCAAAGCUGUCAUGGAUGCAGGUGUCUUCCUUGCCAAGGCUGUGAGGGAGGAGAAGGCCAGUGUCCUGGUGCACUGCUCCGACGGGUGGGAUCGCACAGCCCAGGUCUGCUCCCUGGCUGGGCUCCUCUUGGACCCCUUCUACAGGACCUUCAAAGGCUUCAUGGUUCUGAUAGAAAAGGAGUGGAUUGCAAUGGGCCACAAGUUCUCCCACAGGUGUGGCCACUUGGAUGGGGACCCCAAGGAGGUGUCCCCCGUGUUCACCCAGUUUGUGGAGUGUGUCUGGCAGCUCAUGCAGCAGUUCCCCUGCUCCUUUGAGUUCAAUGAGAGGUUCCUUCUGGAAAUCCAUGACCAUGUUUACUCCUGCCAGUUUGGCAACUUCCUUGGGACCUGCCACAAGGAGCGUGAGGAUCUCAAAAUCUUUGAGAAGACCCAUUCUCUGUGGCCUUUCCUCUUACAGAGGAAGCAGGAAUUGAGAAAUCCUUUGUACAGAGGAUUUACAGCUUACAAAGAGCUUCAACCAAACACACUGCCUUUCAGUUUCCAGUUUUGGUGUGGGAUGUACAAUCGCUUUGACAAAGGGAUGCACCCAAAACAGUGUGUGUUGGAUCAUCUGCUGAGCUGCAUGAGCCAGAAGCUGCAGCUGGAGGACAAUGCAUCUGAACUGGAAAACAAACUUCCUUUCCUUGAUGGUCCUUUGCCUGGUGAAGCUUCCUCCUUCCCCAGAGCAGGACAUGCUGCUCCCAAAGCCCCCGUGCCCAACACUCCUCAGGACUAUGGAGGGGCAGCACCCCCUGUGCUGAGCAACGGGACCUCCCCUGGAGCUGGGGGCUCAGCUGUGGACCAGAAGCACAAAGAGAACCUGUCUCACCACCACCAGGAUCUUGGUGCCUCCGCAGAGGUGUUGGACGGGAAUGCUCAGCACCAGUGAGGAGCUCUGGGAAUGCUCAGCACCAGUGAGGAGCUCUGAACUGUUGGGUGAAGCAGGCUCUGGUGGGGUAACCCCACGGGGUGCAGACCCCCAUUUACAGCUGAGUGUGAGUACAGGGUGUGCUGGGGGAGCAGGUUGGGUUUGGGACACAUCCCUGUGCAGCUGGAAUGAUGCAGAGCUGACCAGGAGGCUCCUGGAGCUCAUGUAAACUCGGGUUUUGGUGGAAGCAUGUGUGUUUUUAAGGUUUGUGGCUGCCUGCCAGCACUAGUGUUUGAAGCUGGAAGAAAUCCUGGCCAAUUAAUGCUGAGAGUUGGGCAGUGUUUGUAACCAGAGGAGAGAGGAUGCAAUCUGUCUGUGCUCAGUGCCAGUACAAGGUCAUCUUAAAAUGAUAAAAAAUUCUAGUUCAUCUUAAAAUGAUAAAACCCCCCACCACCCUUUCUUAGCUGUGAAUGACUCUCUGCAUGGACCCUCACCUUGUAGCAGAACUGACUCAGUUUUUGUUUCCUAUGCAUUUUUGUUACACAAAACCAAACCCCCGUGCCUUUUUCUGAGGUUGCUCUCAUAUCCAGCCACACCAUGCGCUGUUUUUAUUAUUGUAGUGUAAAGUGUAGUGUUGGGUCUUUGUAGUCAGUAUUUCUAAGGAGGUUUUUACCUGCUGCAGCCUCCCCAGGAUCUUUGCUGAUCCCACUGAGUUCAGUAGCUUCUUUCUAAGCUGACCUCUCGAAGAAUAAGUUCUUAUGGACCUCAUUUACUGCAGCAAGCCAGAGUCAGCCUGUAACACAUGGAUUUUUGACCAGAGGGAGGAUUAGAAACGAGAAAAGAUAGGAAAACAUUUCUGUGGAACUUUUCUCUCUUAUUUUAUGGUCUUGGUUAAGCUGAAGCAAGACAGUAACUCCGUUUUAAGCUGGGAUCAAUGUGCUGUCUCCACAUCCACUGAUGAGGCAGCAAUUACAGAUGAGCUGUGUUCUCUUAUUGAAAUGGGGCCUAAAAUGAUUUUAUCACUUGCUGAGUGAUUACAGAGAAUGUUAUCUUGGAUGUUAAAGUUACAUGGACUGCUGGGAUGUUUUGUCUGUACCAUCAAGAUGUGGUGAGAUGAACAGUGUCUCUCGUGGCAAUGAACUUGGUAAUUUUAUGACAAAAGGGAAAUUGGGAUGUGAGCCCUCAUUGGAACAUGAAGUGAACAUGAACACCUUGGGACGUGGCUGUGGCUCCAGGGCUUGUUAACGCUACUUGGAGUCUUCCAUGUGCUGGAAUCUCAACUGGAGAUACAGUUCAAAGUUGCAGGUUUAAAACAGGGACGUGUAUUGCAUCUAUACAGAAGCCCUGUAAAGAAACAAGGACUUUUUUCCCCAAGGAAUGGGUGUCCCUGUCACAAAUAAGUGUCUGAAGGUCCCUCAAAGAACCCCCAGCAAAAGCAGGUUUCAUGGAACAGUAGAAGUGUGACCAAGUUCAUUGGCAAGGUUCACUCUACUGCUUCAUAUACAUGGUUAAAGCACACGCAGAAAAAGCACACUAAAAGAGAAAAUCAAUCAUUGUAAAACCAAAACCAACCAAAAAUUAUCCACCUGGAGGCUGGGAAUGGAAAAGGGUCAGGAUAAGAAGGAAUAAGGGAGAGCCUCCUGUGGAGGCACAAGGUUCAGAGUAGACCACACUGCCAAACUGGGCCCUGGGCUUGACCAACAGUUUAGGCCUAAAGGUUUUGUAGAAUCAUAAGCAGCACUUAAACUUAACAGCACUGAAUCCAUAGCUGGAGAUAAACAAUUUACCAAAGGAUUCCUGGAGGAUUUACUAAAAGCACAACUCCCUUGGAGGCUGAACUUCCUUACAGCUCUAAAGUACUUAAGAAUCCAGGAGAGCAACAUUCCCAGUCCAUUUGCUGUGGCAUCCCACAGCCCUAAAGGAGUGUGUACAGGUAUAUCCCUGGGAGAAAUUCCCCUGGAAUUCAGUGAAGGACUCGUGUUGGAUGCCUUUGCAUGUUCUCAGCGGGCAAAGGGUUGAGGUUUCAGCCCUGGCUCCUCCAAGUAGAGCAAACUUGAGAAUUUUGUGGCUCUGAGAGGUGUCCUGCUCCAAGGGAGAUGCUGGUGCAGCCACCUGUGGUCUAGGAGAGCUCCAAGGGUCUCACUCAGGACUCCUGAGUUGGCUUUAGUCACAGUCAUUUUCCAUCCUGACCACAAUUUGGGUCAAUAAGUUCUUUGCAAGAUCAAUAAACAAUGUUUAAAAAUCAAUAAAAAUGUUGUUCAACUUGUUCAGGCAAGAAAAAUCAGUUUCCAAGGCUGUUGGUUAAAAACCAGGAGCUCAUUAUCCAGCAGAGUUCCUGGGAACAGACUGUUUUUGAAGAGCUCACGAGUUCAGCCCAGGUGCUGUUUGUCAAGGCGAAGGCCUAAGGAGCAUUUCUGAGAUCACAACGUGGCCUGGGAGAGGUGGAGGAUGUUCCACCCCCAGGAAAACUAUUCCACGUUCUGGACAAGCUUCUACAGAUGUGCUUAAUUGCACAGAGUCCCUUUGUGCAGUUAAUUCAGGAUGCUUUUUUGCUUGCUCUUGAAACUGUUGUUUAGGUGCUGCUGUUAAGUUUUAAAAUCAGUUUUUCUCUUUUAUGAAGCAAAUAUUGAAGUGAGCCUUCCCAAUCUCCAGUAAGAAGUAGAAACAUUCCAUUAUAGCAUCAUAAAAUGCAAUAUCUGCCCCUCAUUGUGUUUAUAACCCAGGGUGAAAUCACUGGGUGAGGUUCGGUCUUCAAGGUAAAGUAGAAAAAAAACAACCAAAAACUCCCCUGAGUGUCUCACUUUGGGUAAGAAAAUAUCUAUUUUAUUAAGCAUGUCAAAAGACUCUAAAAGGGCAAGAGCCAAGAACACAGAGUUCCUUCACUGCCUGGAAUGGCAAAGAGGAAGUUUUUUAAUACUGGGGGGUUGUCAGUCAUAAAGCAAAUAAUAGAGUUGUUUUCAAGGAAGGAGUGGGAGCUGAAAUGAUUGAUUAAAAACCAAGCACACGAAAUGCUGCCCCAGCUAUGACUUACAGAUCAGCCUCUGUCUCUUCUUUCCAGGUGGUACAAGAAUGUACUGGCUUCUUGGAGCAAUCUCAAAUGGGAAAUGAGGCCCAGAAAGGGAUUUUUUAGGACCAAGUAUUCUAGAGAUCAUCAGUUCUUUUAAUAUCUUUAAUAUCUCUGAUUUUCAUUAGAGAUACAGAAUUGUAGAGGGUUUUGACUGACUCCUGAAGGUUUUAGACACGUCAUUGAUUAAUUAUUGUGUAAAACCAGCUUGCAGGAGGAUUCCGUAAAUGUUUACACGUUGCCUUGUCUUUGGAAUUGCCACAGAUUACCUUGAGAAAGUUUAAUUAUUAUUAAUUAUUCCUGAUCUCUACAAAUCCUCUUGACUACAAUGUUACUACAGGAGUGUGUAACCACCACCAGGUCACUUCAGACCCUGCAAGUGUUGGUAAGCUUGUAGUAACCUUUCUGCUUUCGACUUCAGUGACAGAACAAUGGGUGACUUUAUACUUGGAAAUGCAAAAAUUCAUGUCCUGUCUUUUUAAACCUCUUGCAUUUAAUGUGUACAGACUUGGUCAAACCUCCAGUGUAUUAAAAAUCAUUCAUGCUGGUGCUGUAAUUUAUAAAGCUGGAAAAGAUUCUAGGCUUUCCUGGCUUUCCAUGAGCUUAUUGGUUUGAAAAACCGUUAGCAAGAAGCUUUUUAGUUUUGAUGGUAACUCUGGGGUGCUUGAAGACCAAAAAUGAAGGUCAGGUGGGAUCUCCUUCCUGAAGCAUUCCAAGAAGCCUAUAUUCCCUCCUCAUGGAACGCCCUGCUGACUUGAUUCUCUGUUUCCUGGAAGUGUUAAAGGAGUGGAAAAGCUGUUACAUAGGAAUCUGCUUCAGCAAGCCCUGUAUGAGAGUUACUGUGACUUAUUUAUUCCUAGUGGAGCUUCCCUGCGUCCUGAGGUCAGAAAUCCUGCUUUUAUUUGGAGCUCUUGAGUGAACAAUGCAACUUCCUUCCAUUUGGAUUCUUAUGAUUGGGAGAACUGGGAGGGAGAAGGGAUGUGGUUUGCUGUGGGUGGGCUCUGUUUGUGUAAAGCUGGUUCUUUUCUGGAGCUCCUCUGGCUCCACCGGGUCCCUCCAAGGCUUCCCCAGGACCCUCCUGCCUGUGCUCAGUGUCCCUCCUGCUACAACCAGGUGUAACCUUGCAGUAGGUCACAUUCUAUGUUAAAACUACUACUUUGAAGUAGAAGAGGGACCUGUGGAACUUCAUUUCUCAGUUGAAAUGUCUUAAUGUGAACUUCACUCUGGUGGAUCCUUAAACUGUGUUUUGUUUUGCAGUUGGCAGAGAAAAUGCAAGGGGUGCUGUUUGCUCUGCUGGAAAAAAAAGGGAAUAAUGGGUUUGUCCAUAGUUUUAGUUCUCCACUGGCCUCUUAAUAGGUGAGAAAAAGCAGUCUGUUAAAGGUUUAGGUGUAGUUUCUUCCUGGCUGCCUGGUCUGUUCCUGUGCUCAGUGGUUGGCUGAGUUAAGUCCUUGGAAGAAAACUCCCCCUGCAGUGUGGCUGGUGCAAAAAUGCCUGGGAUAGAGGAGGACACUUGCUUGGAGGCAGCUGGGAAGCUUUGCUUUCAGUUGUCUUCAGGAAGCUUCUGGAAUCCUGGAGAGCAGGAUUUGCCAGGAGCUGAAGGUGUGCUUCAGAGGAUUUCCACCUGGAGUGAGACCUUGUGGGGUUACAGGUUGGAAUCUCCAUGCUGAAGGGCCCUGUGACUGCUGUUCCCAGCAGGUUUGGAGACACAGAGCCCUGGCAGGAGCUCCCAAAGCUGCAGCACCCACAGGAUAAGCAUUUCCAAGGGAAGAGCUCCUGUUCCAGGCACUGCUGCCUGGUCCUUGGGCAGCCCCAGUCCCUGAGGGUCACUACCCAAAGGAUCAUUCCUUGGCACAGUGUAGUAAUGGAUAUCUGUGAAGGACCAGGAGAAUUCCUGCAGUGUCUGUGUCACUCCUGCCUGUCCCACAACUCUAGGUGCUGGGGUUGUUUUUGUAGGGACCAACCCAGUUAUUCCUUGUUUACAUUCCAGCCCUCACGCACAUCCAGGCACUUCCCUGGGGGGAAGAAGCUGCUCUGAAUGUACCAGUUUUAAUUACUACCCAGAGCUUGAUUAAUUAGCUGAGGGACUAGGUUAUCUUAAGUCCAUGUUCAGGCAGCCAGGUGGGUGCCAGCAGCAGUCAGUGUCAUUUGUUGGGGCAGGUGUUGUAAUAAUUACAUUAACUUGACGUCCAGUUAAUAAUUACAUUUAUUUAAUGGCCCCUCUGCAGUGCAGGAGCGGGGCAGGAGGGCAGUGGGUGGUGUGUCUCUCCCACCAUUUCUCUCUGUAAAUGCAUCUGUAUUUAAUGUAGCAGAUACUCCUGGAGUAACUCGUAGCACUGGAUCCCAUCCCGAGCCCAGAUGAACCUUCCCUGUCGUCCACAAACUGAUCUUUGUAGGAACAUUCCCAAAAUUGUGUGUAGUGCUGGCUGGAAACGUCAGUGUUGCUGUUUGUCUGUGUCACUGCUGAGGGACAGUUGUGUAAGUUGUGGGUGGUGAAACUCCCUGUUCCAGAACGUUCCAUGAUGGCCCUGUGUGUCAGUUUAGUUUGUGCACUGCUUGAAAAAAUAACUGUCCAUCUCUAGAGAAGCACUGUGGUUUUUUCUCUCUAAAUGUAUUUGUCCCAGGAAGUUUCACUUGUAUUACAAUUUAUUUUUAUUCCCUACAAAAAUAAACACCUCGCCUUUUUAAAGUAGAUAAAUGGCUGGUCUGAUCAUUGUUUAUUAAUUAACUCAAAGAACAACUUCACACUUGGAAAUGUGAAGUCAAUUAAAGGAUCUUAAGUAAUGAGCUUAUCUAAAAGUGAAUGUGGUGCCACUUCCCCUUCCUUUACAGGAGAGAAACUGGGUGGCCUUAAUGGUUUUGGGGGGUGCAGCACUGCCUAGGUUCUUUAAAAACAACCCAAAAAUUAUUACUAAUGAAGCUGUGUUAAAACUUAGUGUCUUCUUUACACUGUGCUACUCUGAUAUUUUUUAAUUAGAUUUUUCUUUAUACAUAAACCUAAAUAUCUUUAGAUAUUAAAGCCAAAUAUCUUCAGUGUUUUCUUUCUCCUGGGAAGCUGCUUGUGUCUCAACCACAGGUGACUCCAGGCUGACUGCAAAGCUUCCUGAGGAGCAACCAGAGCUUCUGGCCUCUGAGAGGAGCUUAGUCCAACCUUUGUGGGUGAUCCAGGCUCCAGGUGAAGAGAUUUCCCUGGUGGCUUUUGAGUGACGAAUCCACAGCCCCACUGCUGAGGGUGUAAUUUAAAAAUGCUCUUUUAUCCCAUUCUUUUUAGUCAUUAAUUCAAAAGUCAAGGUGAGUUGUUACAUUUUCUGAGUGCUGGCAAACUCAGGUGAGGUGGGAGAAUGCUCAGGGAAGAGGGGGAUUCCAGGUGCAGAAAACUUGCCUUGUGUUUAUGAACGAGAUUGGAAUCAAUACUUUACUUAGAGCUGUGCAGCAACAGUCAAACCUACAAUUAAAUCUGCAGAGUGGUGAGACAUGAGGUGAAAGGAGUUGAUUUGAUGUUUUGAAGGCUUUCCCAAGUGCUUCAGGCUGCCAUUUGCAUUGGGAGAUGCAUGUGGAUGGUUUAAAUCUGCCUGGCAGAGCCGUGCAGGCUAUUUCAGUCAUCAGUCUGAAAAUAAGCAUUUGGAGGUUUUUAAUACUCGUGUGGGAGCUGAGUAACAAGGAGGGGACCUGCAGGAGAUGCUGGUCCUGAGCUCUCCAUCCUCACUUGGGGCAGGAUGAGCCUGUGAACCCCCGGAAUAGACCCCAGACCUGUUAUUGAGCCCCUGAUCAAUAUUUCCCACUGCACUGUGCACCUUAAAAAUGGGGAUUUUCUAGCUAUUAAGGCAAAAAAUUAGGCCUGGCUCUUGGGUAUACUCAGUCCCCAGGUGUUUCACAGCCUUUUUUUCCUUCUUGCUAAUUUUAAAUGUUCUUAAUGUUGCCAGUGAAAUCCUUCAUUUACCUUAAUUAGACUUGCCUUACAUUUAAUUGGAUUAUUAGCAUUAACACUGACUACAAUUGAUAAAGCUGCAGUUUACAUUUGGGGGAAAUUCAGGUGAAAGGUGUGUUAAUUGUAGCUUCCCUUGCCUGCAAACAGCACGUAGAUUGGAGCGUUCUCCUGGAAACUGUAUUUUCCUGCUCUUUAGGGGAGUGGGGGGGGGGAUACAAAACCCAGUAGCCUUUGGAGUAACAACCCUGAGUAAGGGUUAUAGUAAAUGCUAACCCUUAGUAGGGGUUACUGAGUAAUAAAUGAGUUAGUCAGAGCAGGGCAGUGGGGUUGGGAAAAGUCAAAACUGCUUUAUGAAUCUGAUCUUUUUUGCUCCCUCUCUCUCAAC